This is a messenger RNA of Ostreococcus tauri, 756 nucleotides long. Its product is annotated as Yip1 domain. Bases 1 to 756 code for a protein of 251 amino acids. Gene Ontology annotation, biological process: endoplasmic reticulum to Golgi vesicle-mediated transport; vesicle fusion with Golgi apparatus. The record is from RefSeq and is a predicted model, not a curated record. NCBI's taxonomy places the organism in Eukaryota, Viridiplantae, Chlorophyta, Mamiellophyceae, Mamiellales, Bathycoccaceae. The transcript has a single exon. Gene Ontology annotation, cellular component: trans-Golgi network; membrane.
AUGGCGAACGUUCCGCCGGGCGCGCAGGGGCAGGCGCACGGUGCGGGCGGGAACAUGCAGUUCAUGGAUUUCAACGCCCAGGCGUACCCGAACUACGCCGCGUACGGCGGGGGGAUGGGCGGUGGGGCGUACGCGGGCGGUGGGACGACGGCGUACCCACCGCAGGCUGGCGGAGAUGGAUACGGGUUCGGGUUCGGUGGAGCGCACCAGGGCGGGGCGUCUUUCCAGGGGCAAGAGGAGGAUGAGCCUCCGCUCCUGGAGGAGCUCGGCGUCGAUCCCAAGCAGAUUUAUAGACGAACGAUGGGGGUGCUGCACCCGUUCAAGCAGGAGGAUACCUCGGACGAAGAUCUGGCGGGACCGCUGAUGUUUUGCAUGGCCAUGGGGGCGCUGCACCUGUUGGCGGGAAAGCUCCACUUUGGAUACAUCUUGGGUUGGAGCACGCUCGCGUCACUGUCCAUGUACUGGUUGCUGAACCAAAUCAUCGGCGGCGGCGACGGUAUCGGGUUGAACAGGUGUGGAAGUAUUCUGGGCUAUGCCCUGCUGCCCAUGGUAGGAUACAGCGCGAUCGUGCUCUUUUUGCCUUCCAAGACGGGGACGCUCAGCAUGGCGUUGGCUGCGUUGUGCGUGAUGUGGAGCUCGCGUAAGGCGAGCACGGGAUUGAUACAGGCCAUGCCACAGUCUGAGGGUAAACGCAUGAUUGUCACGUAUCCAUGCAUGAUGCUCUAUUGCCUUUACAUCGUUUUCGCGAUGUCCUAA